Messenger RNA from Triticum dicoccoides, 611 nucleotides. RefSeq lists its product as uncharacterized. The transcript is spliced from 2 exons. The coding region runs from base 146 to 304 and encodes 52 amino acids. NCBI's taxonomy places the organism in Eukaryota, Viridiplantae, Streptophyta, Magnoliopsida, Poales, Poaceae. The record is from RefSeq and is a predicted model, not a curated record.
GCCCACGUCCCACGGCCCGAACCAGUAGGCCAACUCGAGGUUUCUCCCCCUCGUGGCACGCACGCAGACCGACGGAAUCCGGCGACGAGGGUUUCUGCGCUCGAACAACCCGGGACCCGGCGGCGAGGAAGAGAGAGCGGCGGAGAUGGCGGUGAUGGACACGGCGUUCAAGGCGCUGACGGCGGGGCUGGGCGUGGCGACGCUCUACCUGGCCGGCUCCUUCUCCUUCAACGUCUACCGCGGCCUCGCCUGGCACUCCGAGCAAUCCAAGCUAGAAAAAGAAAAUGAGAAGAGCCAAGAUUGAGAGGGAAGGACGGCAAGUUAGUGUCGGACAUUACCAAUCAAAAGGAUCUGCAAGAAAUCUCAUCUUUUGAUGAUGAGUGGUCAUUCGUGGUUGAUUUUCGGACAGUUCCUUUGAUGUAAUAUAGAUUCAGGGAUUUGGAUGACCAUUCAUCUCUAUGUGCGCUCUAUUUUCACACAUUUCUUCUUUGUACUAAGCAUAAGGGUGCGCUGAGAUUAAAAACAAAAUAUUGGUGUUCUGUGUCUUUUUCCUCGAGCAUUAGACGCUCUUACAAUUAGCUAAAUUAAAUUCAAGUAUACGAAUGUUCUUA